This is a messenger RNA of Verticillium alfalfae VaMs.102, 1614 nucleotides long. RefSeq names its product calcium-binding mitochondrial carrier SAL1. Gene Ontology annotation, molecular function: calcium ion binding; ATP transmembrane transporter activity. The record is from RefSeq and is a predicted model, not a curated record. The transcript has 10 exons. The coding region runs from base 1 to 1614 and encodes 537 amino acids. Lineage: Eukaryota; Fungi; Ascomycota; Sordariomycetes; Glomerellales; Plectosphaerellaceae. Gene Ontology annotation, biological process: transmembrane transport.
AUGGGGGUGACACGCCUUGUAUCCGAGCUCGAGCUGGGAUGGAUCGAGUCGCAGAACCAGCGUGACAAGCGCAUGGAGGAGCUGUGGGCCAAGCUGGACACGCAAAAGUCGGGCUUCCUCGACUUCAAGGGCCUGCAGCGGGGAUUGAAGAGGAUUGAUCAUCCCAUGAAAAAUGCGGGAGAGAUGAUGCGCCAGAUCCUGUCAAGGGUCGACACAAACGAGGACGGACGGAUCGACUAUGAAGAGUUCCGGACGUUCGUUGAGCAGACCGAGAAGCAGCUUCUGAUCCUGUUCCACUCGAUCGAUCGGGACAAUAACGGAAAGCUCGACAAGGCAGAGCUGCAGGCGGCUUUCAAGCGUGCUGGGCUCGUUGUGCCGAUGCGGAAGCUCGACGCCUUUUUCAACGACAUUGACCUGAACAACGACGGCUAUAUUACCUUUGGCGAAUGGCGGGACUUCCUGCUGUUUAUGCCGGUGCACCACGGCAAUGCGCCGCUUGAGGCUGUUCUCAGCUACUACUCGUCGAUUGUCACCCUCACUGCCGAGGGCGACUCGAUGGUAUCGGAGGAAACACUUGAAGGCUUAGAUGACAACGUAUGGGAUGUCUUUAAAGGAGUCUAUGAGGAUGGGGUUAAGAAAAGGAAAGAGCUCGCUAGAAUGAAGAACCCCCUUCCUUGCCGGUGCCGUCGCUGGCGGUGUCUUUACGAAGACGCCACGGCGCCCCUUGACCGUCUCAAGGUCUACCUGCUCGUCAACACAAAGUCGAGCGCCGACACGGCCCUCGCGGCCCUCAAGCAGGGGCGGCCCCUCGUCGCCCUGGCCAAUGCCGGCAAGCCCUUUGGCGAUGCCUUUCGUGAUCUUUGGCAGGCCGGUGGCAUGCGCAGCUUGUUUGCUGGCAACGGACUCAACGUGAUCAAAAUUAUGCCUGAAAGCGCAAUCAAGUUUGGGUCCUACGAAGCCGCCAAGAGGGCCCUCGCUAAGCUCGAGGGCCAUGACGACCCCAAGAGGAUCAACUCCUACUCCAAAUUCACGGCGGGCGGCAUUGCCGGCAUGGUCGCACAAUUCUGCGUCUACCCCCUUGAUACCCUAAAGUUCAGACUUCAGACAUCCACUGUCCAGGGCGGCCUGACAGGCAACGCUCUCGUCAUUGACACGGCCAAGAAGAUGUGGCUCGCAGGCGGCUUCCGCUCCGCCUACCGCGGCGUCACCAUGGGCCUGAUCGGCAUGUUCCCGUACAGCGCCAUCGACAUGGGCACGUUCGAGCUCCUCAAGACGUCGUACAAAAAGUACGCCGCCCAGUACCAGGGCAUCCACGAAGAGGACGCCAAGCCGGGCAACAUUGUCACGGGCAUCAUUGGCGCGACGAGCGGCGCGUUCGGCGCCACGGUCGUCUAUCCGCUCAACGUCCUGCGCACGCGCCUGCAGACGCAGGGCACGGCCAUGCACCCGGCGACGUAUACGGGCAUAUGGGACGUGGCGCAGAAGACGCUGAAGAACGAAGGCAUGCGGGGCAUGUACAAGGGUCUGACGCCGAACCUCCUCAAGGUUGCGCCCGCCCUCAGCAUAACCUGGGUCAUGUACGAAAACUCCAAACGCAUGCUGGGUCUGGAGUAA